Messenger RNA from Drosophila gunungcola (fruit fly), 1159 nucleotides. RefSeq names its product testis-specific serine/threonine-protein kinase 1 (gene Tssk). Gene Ontology annotation, biological process: peptidyl-serine phosphorylation; autophagy. Gene Ontology annotation, molecular function: ATP binding; protein serine/threonine kinase activity. The record is from RefSeq and is a predicted model, not a curated record. Gene Ontology annotation, cellular component: cytoplasm. Bases 243 to 1151 code for a protein of 302 amino acids. NCBI's taxonomy places the organism in Eukaryota, Metazoa, Arthropoda, Insecta, Diptera, Drosophilidae. The transcript is spliced from 2 exons.
GUCCGCGAACGUCCAGGCAAAAUUCAUUUCGACAACAAUCGUAGACUGUUUUGCAUAUAUUUUUAUAUUUCUUUCAUUCUCCAUAACGUUUGUAAGGUUUUGUCAAAAUUUCUGGAUUCCAAUUUAGUAAGUUAAACACACACAGUGGCGAUAAAUUAAAGUUUGUGAAAUUAACCAACUUAAGGUUGGGAACACUUGGAGGUACAAAUUACACGCACGCCGAGGACUCGAAGAAGAUAACCAUGUCCAAAUUUAGCUCCAACGCUGGGAACCGCCAGUUGAGUACGCGCAGCUCGGAUGUGGAUGCACUGGCUCAGCGGGGCUACAAUGUGGGUCACAAGAUUGGAGAAGGAUCGUAUGCCACUGUCAUUACAGCCGGGUAUGCCGAUGAUGCCGGACACGGCGUACAUUUGGCCUGCAAAAUCAUCGACAAGGCCAAGGCGCCCACCGAUUUCGUGAACAAGUUCUUUCCGCGCGAACUGGAGAUCCUCACCAAAAUCGAUCAUACCAACAUUAUACAGAUCCACAGUAUCCUGCAGCGCGGUCCUAAGAUCUUCAUCUUCAUGCGCUAUGCGGAGAACGGAGAUUUGCUGUCGCACAUCAAGAAAACGGGUCCCAUCGAUGAGAAGCAGUCGAAGAUCUGGUUUCUGCAGAUGGCCAAGGCACUGAAGUAUCUGCACAACCUGGACAUCGCCCAUCGGGAUUUGAAGUGCGAGAACAUCCUUCUCUCCAAGCGGCUCAACAUCAAGCUGGCCGACUUCGGGUUCGCUCGCUAUUGUCGCGACGACAGUGGGCGGGAGAUGAAAUCGGAGACGUACUGCGGAUCGGCUGCCUAUGCCGCACCGGAAGUGGUUUGCGGACGACCCUACGACCCCAAAUUGGCAGACGCCUGGUCCCUGGGCGUCAUCCUGUUCAUCAUGAUGAAUGCCAAGAUGCCGUACGAUGACAGCAACUUGACCAAAUUGCUGGAGGACCAGCGCAACCGCAAGUUUGCCUUCCGCCGGAAGCUGCAGGAUUUGAUUUCAGCCCAGGCGAAGGCUACAGUUUCGGUGCUUCUGGAGCCAGAUGCGCUGGCCCGCUGGAAUUUGCGCGAAAUCCUCAACUGCGCCUGGCUGCGAUCCGUCGAAGACUCGCAGCCAGCUUCACCCUAAAAUGUUGU